This is a messenger RNA of Cajanus cajan (pigeon pea), 4206 nucleotides long. RefSeq names its product telomerase reverse transcriptase (gene TERT). Gene Ontology annotation, biological process: telomere maintenance via telomerase. Lineage: Eukaryota; Viridiplantae; Streptophyta; Magnoliopsida; Fabales; Fabaceae. The record is from RefSeq and is a predicted model, not a curated record. Gene Ontology annotation, molecular function: telomerase RNA binding; telomerase activity; telomeric repeat DNA binding. Gene Ontology annotation, cellular component: telomerase catalytic core complex.
UCGCCAAAAACUUAAUACACCCUCUCUACUAAAGUUUGAAAACUUUUCUCACUCUUUCACUUUUCCCUCGCUUUCUCGGGAAAAUGGCGAGGAAACGCAACAGGGCUCGGGUUCCAGGCGUACUGUGGCGCCUGUACCGCGACCGAGCGCGAACCCUCUCAGACGCCAUCACAUCUCUGCUCCCUCCGCCGCCGGUGCUCUGUCGCUGCAACGGCCGCCGUUGCCUUGGCUGCGCCGCCGACGCCAACUCCUUUCUCCUCCGACCAGGCGAUCCCUCCGAUUACCGGAAACUCCUCGCCAAGUGCUACGUCGUCGUUUCGGAAAACGCGCCUUCGGUUCCGUUCUUCGUUCCCCCGUCCGGCUUGCCCCAAGAUCAGAUUGUGAAGAGGACCAUUGAACGGAUGCUGUAUCGACGGGAGCCAUCGAAUGUGUUGUCCUAUGGUUAUGAUAGGCGUAAAUGUUCAAGCCCUACUGUGGAGCUUUUGUCCUGUGCAUCUUGGUGUCUUCUGUUAAGUAGGGUUGGAGAUGAUUUUAUGGUUUACUUGCUAAGGAAUACAUCAAUAUUCCUGCCAGUUCCCCAUGGAAAACACCACCAGGUGGGAGGUCCUCUAAUCAGUCGUGUAUGCUUUGAUAAGCUCAAGUGUCAACCCAAGUUUCACUAUCAGAAUGAUUCACAAAAGAGAAAAAGAGCUGAUGCUGAUGACCUGACAGUAGAGAAACUAAAGUGCCAUAUUUCUCAUAGUACCAAUGGUUCUCUGGGUUUUUCAAGUAAUGUUGGUUUAACUGAUAAGUCCUCGAUGCAACUGACCAGGCAUCAUGGGAGCAGGAAUUAUGAUGUGAGUGUCUUUGAAGUUCCCAAGUCAACAAGAACUGGAACUGUCACAAGCAAAUUAGAGUCAGAAGUGAAACAAGGCUUGAAUUGUAUUACACCUAGGCUUGGAAAGCGUUCUAGGCCAUUUAGUUGGCAGCGGCGCAGUAGCAAAUUGCAAAAGCAUUUAACCUUUGAAGAAAAUAGUCUAAAUACACAUUGCAACAUACCUGCUACUGAUACAGAUUGCUUGCAUGCUAGUUUUCAGCCCAACACCACCAGCUUAAGUUAUCAGAAAAAGAUGUUGUGGCAAUGUUCUUGCUGUUUAAUCUUGCAAUCUGUUCCCGCUGUUCCCAAGAGGACUGAUAUCAAAAGGCAAUCUAUUUUUUAUAACCUGGAGUCUUGUUCACUUCUUCCAAAGAAUCAUAUUUUAUAUUCCUUAAAGAAAAAUUUGGCUUGUUCGAAGCAUCUCAUUGGUGAAAUUUUUGGCUUCUCAUAUGUGAAUGCCGGUGCUCAGCCAAUGCUUUGUUUGCACAACAAUGACUCAUAUCUCAUUGACUCUGGAUGCCUGUAUCACGCCCUUGUUAAGUGGUUUAAGCAUCUCAUUCGUAGGACACGGUGUUGCCAGCAUACAAAGCUCUUGGAUAAGCAUUGUGUUCUUCCAUCAUUGGAUAAACAUACAAUUGGAGGAUCUAGUUCCAGACUUAAGGACAAUGUAUCAGAGACAAAGGAGCACAAGAAAUCUUGGGAGUAUGGUACUAAACAUUGUGCAGAUACUGUGGAAGCAAUAGAUUUGCAAUCUGAGGCAGUCAAGUUAUAUUGCCCAAAAAGUCAAGUUGUAUCUUUCAUAUGGGCUGUUUCUAGGAGUUUACUUCCUCCCGAAUUAUUAGGUACUCCUCCUGCUUGGAGAAUAAUGAGGAGAAAUAUUUCCAAGUUCAUACACUUACGACGAUUUGAGAAAUUCCCUUUAAAACUAUGUAUGCAUGAACUUAAAAUAUCUUUGUUUCCUUUCCUAUCAAAUGAAUAUUUCUUAAAUAGUCAGAAUGCUUGUGUUCCAAAGUAUCCAGAAGGGAAAAAUAAAUUAUUUCAUCAAGAAUUCAAGAAUUGGAAUGAUUCCGUGCAUGGUAUUAAACGUAAACUUCUGGAGAAGUGGAUCUUCUGGUAUUACUCUUGUCUGGUUGUACCUUUGGUGCAAGCAAGCUUCUAUGUUACUGAAAGUGAGCAAGGGAAACAAGAUAUUUACUAUUAUCCGAAACCUGUUUGGGAAAAGUUGUCUGGUAGCACUAUUGCUUGCUUCAAAGACUGGAGAUGCAGUAACCUGGAUGAUAUGGCUGUACGUAAUAUUCUUAGAGGUAGAUCAUUUGGGUUUUCAAAGCUUAGACUUCAACCAAAAGAAAAUGGAGUAAGGAUGGUGGCAAAUCUGAAAGGUUCUUCAAGAAUGCCAUUGCUUGUGUCCACUAAGGGGGUUCAAAAUUGCCAAACAUGGGGGAAGGUAAAACACGAGAAAAUUAAGUUUGAACAUUAUCAGUCUGUGAAUUCUGUUCUUCGUGAUGCCCAUACUAUUAUCAAAGGAAUUCUGUUCAAGGAACCGGACAAGCUAGGUUCUUCAGUGUUUGACUACAAUGAUGUUUACAAAAAGUUAUGCCCAUUUUUGGUUGGCCGAAAGAAGGGAUCAACAUCUAUGCCUAGUCUAUUUAUUGUCACGUCUGACGUGUUGAAAGCGUUUGAUUAUAUUGAUCAGGACAAGCUGCUUGGCAUAAUGAAUGAUGUUCUACUGAAAGAUGAAUAUUCUCUUAAGCAGUAUGAUCAAGUUGUUUGCACAAAGAAGUCUCUCUGGGUUCAAAAGCAAUUUACGAUGCUGGAUGAAACAAGUAACAAUGUUCAUACACGAUUCACUUCAUUUGCUUCCUUUCGUUCCAGGCAUUCUGUCUUUGUUAACCAGGAACGAUGGAAGCUUGUGAAAAAGAAAGUUCUAUUUUCAGAUCUUAUGGAGCAUGUGAAGCACAAUGUGUUGCAAUUUGAUGGGAAAUUUUACUUGCAAGGUGUUGGUAUUCCCCAGGGAGGGGUUUUGUCAUCUUUGCUUUGCUCCAUAUAUUAUGGACAUUUGGAGAGACAUUUAAUAUUUCCAUUUCUUGAGAAGACUCGUGAGUCUGGCAAUUGCAAGGAGAAUAACAGUGCACAAACCAACUGUGAUAAUAAAGUUUCAUCUUACAUGCUAAUGCGAUAUAUUGAUGAUAUCCUUUUUAUAUCAACCUCAAAGAAGCAGGCAGCUAGCUUUCUCUCCAGGCUACAAAGAGGAUUUCGUGGUUACAACUGCUACAUGAAUGAGAAAAAGUUUGGUGCAAACUUUGAUGUAGAACAGAUAUUAGGCUCUCAAUUAAACCGAGUUUAUGCGAGUGAAAAUGGUGCUACUUCAUUUCUUCGAUGGAGUGGUCUUCUUAUCAAUUGCUCCACCAUGGAAAUUCAGGCUGACUACUCCAAGUACUUGUGUAACCAUUUAAGCUCGACACUUACUGUUUGCUGGCAAGGUAAACCUGGUAUUCAUCUUAAGGAGAAGUUGCAUCUCUUUCUGAGACCUAAAUGCCACCCUAUAUUCUUUGAUUCAAAUAUAAACUCAGCAGCAGUUGUCAGAUUGAAUAUUUAUCAAAUAUUUUUGUUAUGUGCAAUGAAGUUUCAUUGCUAUAUUCGGGAUCUAUCAUUCAUCUGCAAACUUCCCAAAAGAUACUGUUCAAACAUUAUUCAGAGAUCUCUGAGAUAUAUGCACCUUUUGAUAAAGAAAAGGAUGCAUUCCAUGAGUCUUAAUUCAGAUAUACAGCCGAUGCUUGAGUUGGAGAAGGAAGAAGUGGAAUGGCUUGGAUUUCAUGCUUACAUACAAGUACUAAAGAGAAAGGAAUCACGUCAUAAGGAGUUGCUGGCAGUUCUGAGGUUAAGGUUGUUAUCACACAGAAUGUCUGGGAGGGUGUCCCCUGAACUGAAAUAUGCGAUUAAUAAAAAAAAUUCCUCUUUACUUUGGGACAUCAAGUAUUAGCUCUUGAAGGUAAGAGACAAUCGUACAUGAUAGAAGUGAUAAGUUGCCGUGGGAAUGCUUGUUCUUUCAAUUGUUUUUUUGAACAUACAGCUAUGUGAUGCUGAGUGGUAGAUUUGGUUAUUAUAUCUGGCACACGUGUUUUUGUUGUUUUUUUGUUUCACAUGGCUUUGAAUCAGGGAGAAGAGUCCAUGUCAUGUCACGUUCAACAGUAGAAAAGUUACUAGAAAAAGGGAGAUUUGAAUGGUGUACUCCGGUAAAUGUUGAAAACUGUUUUACCUACAUCUUUUUGUUUUGUAGUUACAUUACAUACCAAGUGCAACUAGUUACAUUACAUACCGGUUAUUAUAUCUUUUUGUUUUACGUUCUAUUA